Pipra filicauda (Wire-tailed manakin) is the source of this 1643-nucleotide messenger RNA. RefSeq names its product Fc receptor-like protein 3. The coding region runs from base 1 to 1641 and encodes 546 amino acids. Gene Ontology annotation, biological process: cell surface receptor signaling pathway. Lineage: Eukaryota; Metazoa; Chordata; Aves; Passeriformes; Pipridae. The transcript has 9 exons. Gene Ontology annotation, molecular function: transmembrane signaling receptor activity. The record is from RefSeq and is a predicted model, not a curated record.
AUGGCCGGGGACGUGGCACUGCUCCUCCCCGCGGUGGCCCUGGCAGGCUGGUGUCCCCUGUCACCCGCAGGCGCCCAGACCACCCAGCUCCUGCUGGAUCCCCCCUGGACGCCGGCGGUGCUGUGGGACGAGGUGACCCUGACCUGCCAGGGCUCGGGGACCCCCGGGGACACCACCUGGUUCAAGAACGGGCGGCCCUGGGGGCAGAAGGGACGCGACAGUGUCCUUGUCACCAAGGAAGGCACCUACGAGUGUCACAGAGACGGCACCGGGUUCAGCCCCACCGUGCUCGUGUUAGACGACUGGCUGGUGCUGCAGGUCCCGGCGGGGCCGCUGCUGGAGGGGGACAACGUGACCCUGCGCUGCCGGGCCUGGGAGAGCUUCAUCACCCGGGUGCGGUUCUACCACGAGGGGAAGGAGCUGCGGGGGUCCCUGGAGGGGAUGCAGCUGUCCCUGCCCCCGCUGCAGCUGCACCACGGGGGUCGGUACCUCUGCAAGAGCACGUACAGGCUGUCGGUGGAGGUGACAGUGACAGUGCACGAGCUCUUCCCGGUGCCGGUGCUGGAGGGUCCCUCCGAGCCCACCGAGGGGUCCCCCCUGAAUCUCCGGUGCCGCAGCCCCCCCAGCCCCCUGCGGCCCCGCGCCCGCCUCCUGCACCUCUUCUACCGGGACGGGGUGCUGGUGGGGGGCCCGCAGGGGUCCCCCCAGCUCCACGUGCCCGCCGUGGGGGUCUCCCACUCGGGGGGUUACACGUGCGAGGUGCGCUCCGGGGACGGUUCCGUGCGGAAGAGCAGCGCCCGGCUCCGCCUCGCGGUGCGCAGGAUCCCAGUCUCGGGGGUGUCCCUGUCGGCGCAGCCCCCGGGGGGGCGGGUGGCACUGGGUGACCUGCUGGCGCUGAGCUGCGCGGUGGCCGCGGGGACAGGCCCCCUGUCCUUCUCCUGGCACCGGGGGGGCUCGGCCUCGCCCCUGGGCACCGGCCCCCGCCUCGAGCUGCGCGUCGGGGGCGAGGACAGCGGCCACUACCAGUGCCGGGUCACCGACGGGGACAGCGCGGCCCAGAGCCCCCCCCUGCGUGUCACCGUGCUGGUGCCCGUGGCCAACGCCACCAUCACCCCCGUGGCCAACGCCACCGUCCCCCCCGUGGCCGAUGCCACCCCCGUCCCCCCGGCCCACCGGGUGGGCACCGGCGCCCCGGUGACCCUGCGCUGCUCGGUGCGGGCGGGCUCGGCCCCCGUGACCUUCUGGUGGCUGCGGGACGGGCGGGAGGUGGCCCGGGGGCCCCUCCUGGCGCUCGGGGACGCGGAGCCGCGACAUUCCGGCACCUACCGCUGCGUGGCCACCAACCAGCUGGACGGGCACCGCGUGUUCCGGGCGCUCAGCCCCGAGCUGGCCCUGCUGGUGACACCGCGGGGACACCGGGACACAGCUUCCAGGAAAACCCAGGACAGGGCCCCCCCGGACCUCCAAACCCCCCCGGAGGAGGAGGGGGAGGUGCUUUACGCCGACGUCACGGUCACUGAGCGGGCAGGGGCAGCCCCCCGGGGGUCCCGCAGUGACCCCCCCCAGGUGACCUACGCGGAGCUGCCGGGACCCCGCGGGCGCCACCGGGACUCCAGUGACAGCUACGAGAACGUGCUGUGACA